AUGCGGAAAUCGAGUCACAGCUUGCCAGAUCCGAGGGAAGCAAAGCCAUUCUUGGUUGCUGGAAAGAAAUUCUCGUCGUGCAUCACGAGCUGUAUGGAUCGUGGAGGAGGAAACUGUCUCAAGAAGUUGAAUUGUGGUCUGGCCCUCCCUCCAGAUAACGUACUCGUCCAACAGACAAAACAAUGUGCGCUCAGGAGUGGUCUCAAUACACCAGCUGUUCAGCGACUCUGUAAUUGUUUGGCAGCUGCUGGUGCCAGAGGACUCAGUCCAAUCUGCGGAAAAAUCCGAAUCUCCUAA
Haemonchus placei is the source of this 297-nucleotide messenger RNA. Lineage: Eukaryota; Metazoa; Nematoda; Chromadorea; Rhabditida; Trichostrongylidae. The record is from the annotation of a GenBank genome assembly.